AAUAAGAUGUAGCACGUUUUUUUACGGUGCUUGAUUUCUUUUUGGGUUUUUGAAAGCUGGGCAAAACCAAUCUUCUCAUAUCCUCUUCCCACUCACCAACCGUCACCGCGCAACCAUUCUUCCAUCUUUGUACUCGCCGAGCGACCUUCGAGCUAAAUCAGAAGAAAUGUCAAAAGGUAAACAAGCUGAAGAUGGAAAUGGAUCGGAAAAAAUGGUGGUGUCUUCAUAUGACGAGGCAAUGGAGGCUUUGUCAUCUCUGAUAACUAAGCGCAGUCGUGCUGACAAGAGCAACAAGGGGGAUGGCUUUGAUUUAUUAUUUGAUUAUAUUAAGAUUUUGGAAUUAGAGGAUCCCAUAAAACAGAUGAAGAUUAUUCACGUGGCUGGCACCAAAGGAAAGGGAUCAACGUGCACGUUCACAGAAUCUAUUCUGCGAAAUUGUGGCUUUCGAACUGGACUUUUCACAUCUCCUCACCUCAUUGAUGUUCGAGAAAGAUUUAGGUUGGAAGGAUCUGAUAUUUCUGAAGAGAAGUUCUUGGCAUACUUCUGGUGGUGUUGGGAUCGACUGAAGGAAAGAACCUCUGAUGAGGUACCGAUGCCGACAUAUUUUCGUUUCCUUGCCUUGCUUGCUUUCAAAAUAUUUGCAGCUGAACAGGUAGAUGUUGCCAUUUUGGAAGUUGGUUUAGGUGGAAAAUUUGAUGCUACAAAUGUGGUUGAGAACCCAGUUGUCUGUGGUAUAGCUUCAUUAGGGUAUGACCACAUGGAAAUUCUUGGAAAUACCCUUGGACAAAUUGCUGGGGAAAAGGCUGGGAUUUUCAAGAGAGGUGUUCCAGCCUUCACUGUACCACAACCUGAAGAAGCCAUGAAUGUUCUUGCACAGAAGGCCUCACAGUUGGAUGUAAAUCUUGAAAUAGCUGCUCCUUUGGAUCCUAUCCUCAUGAGUGGCCUGCAUCUUGGGCUUGAGGGUGAGCAUCAGUACAUGAAUGCUGGCCUUGCAAUUGCAUUAUGCUCGACUUGGCUUCAGAGGACUGGUCACGUUGGAAUCAAUUACCUGAACCAGACUACCUCUCUGCCAGAUGAAUUCAUCAAAGGUCUUGCAACUGCUUCUUUGCAAGGACGUGCUCAAAUUGUUCCCGAUCAGUUCAUUGAGAGUGAGAGCCCAGGGGAUCUUGUGUUCUACUUGGAUGGUGCCCAUAGUCCUGAAAGCAUGGAUGUAUGUGCAAACUGGUUUUCCCUAGCAACCAAAGAAGAUUCUCCAUAUAACCAGUUCAGUGAUUCUAAAGGAUUGCAAAAAGCAGGACAAAAUGGGCCAUUCAGAAAAAAUGCUACUCAGGUAAUAUCCAGGAAAAUGGAACAUUGUCAUUUAAUAUGUUAUUCGUUAAUGGACACUAAUGAGUUGGUUUGUUUGCAGAUGCAGAUUUUGUUGUUCAAUUGUAUGUCUGUGCGAGACCCUCAGUUGCUUCUUCCACGCUUAGUGAAUGCUUGUGCUAGCCAUGGAGUCCAUUUUAAGAAAGCAUUGUUCGUUCCAAACACAUCAGUGUAUUACAAGGUGGGUACUGGUGCCUCACCUGCAGCUGAUGCCCAAAUUGAUCUUUCAUGGCAAAUGACACUUCAAAGAUUAUGGGAAAGCCUAAUCCUUGGGGAAAAAGGGAGAGAUGCAAAGAACGCAGAAUUAACUUGUGAAGUUGUCAGUGAUGAUACUGACAAAGGUGCUCAUAGUUCUGAGAAUAGCACAGUUUUCACUUCACUCCCUCUGGCUAUCAAUUGGCUCAGGGACAGUGUCCGAAAAAAUCAAUCUGUUCGCUUUCAGGUCCUGGUGACAGGUUCUUUACAUCUAGUAGGGGAUGUAUUGCGACUAAUCAAGAAGUAAUAUGGUGCCGAUCAUGAUCAAUUCUCUCUGCAUUUUGUCUUUUCAUGAUAACUAAUGUUCACGGUCGCAAAGCCAAUAAGAUACUUUGCAUCUUCUCCACAGAGGUUUACAUUUUUGAUACCCUAGUUAACAUGGAAGAUUUCUUGCACCUUGUCAAAGAAUUUACUGUUUCUGUCGUAGAUAAUCUUUGGUGUUUUUGGUCA
Messenger RNA from Sesamum indicum (sesame), 2070 nucleotides. NCBI's taxonomy places the organism in Eukaryota, Viridiplantae, Streptophyta, Magnoliopsida, Lamiales, Pedaliaceae. The record is from RefSeq and is a predicted model, not a curated record.